UACGGCAAGUUCAAGCAGAGUGGCCUCGCCCAAGGACACGGCACCGGACGGGGACAUCGCACCGCACGGGGGUGAGCCCUCGGGUCUAUCGCGCUGAUCCGUUACAAAUUCUACGACUAUAAAGGUAGUCCACUGCACACAUGCACACGCCUGGUCGAAUACUGUUGCAAACUCAGAAAUGCCGCCGAGACUGGGCUCGCAAGCACAACAGCUACCGCCGGCGGUCAGUAAGGCGCUCACGGACGCUCCACCUUUGAUAGCUCGCGUGCUCGCCUCGCGUUCGGCGGGCGUCGCUGCUAAUCAGCUUGUGGCAUGUUUUGAGGUCCUGAACCGCGCAAUGCCAGCAACAACAAUAGAUGUGAACGACACGAAGGCAUUCCAGCUGCUUGACGCGCUGGCCAGCCACAAAGACACAUUCCUCGCCAGCCUGCUCAAACUCCACGCGACAGCUGCCCGAACGCUCCAGCUGGACGUCCGCGAGGGCUUCUCCGAAUGUGUGUUUGGCUGCGUGGACUUCCUGCGCGCAUACUUUCGCCACGUGCUCAACUCGGAGCUUUCUGCGGCUGCGCGCGACGCGAUCCUGCGCACCCUGCUGGCGGUGGUGCGUAUGGGCACCUUCCAGGCCCUGGCGCGGCAGGCGGCGGACGCCACGGCGGCGUUGCAGGGCCAGGGGGUCAGCAGCGGCAAUACCAGCAGAGGCGGCGCCUUCACACGCCGAAAUCUACACAGUGCGCUCAUGUGCUGCGUGCUGGGCACCCAAAUCUCUUGUCGCUGCCUCGCCGUGCUGACCGAAUUCCUGAAGCUGGUGGUGGAGGGCGGGCUGCCAGCAGCGGUGGCCGGGUCCGCGUGGGACGGUGCAAGCGGCAGUCGCGGCGGCGGCGGCAACAAGCGGCCCGCUCAACUGCUGUGCCUAGCUGACUUCUUCGGGCAGUACGCGCCGGAGCUGCUGACCGCGCUGGCAGACAGCGGCGUGGUGGAGCAGCAGGCGCGGCUGCUGAUGGCGGUAAUGCCGGCGCUGUCGUCGUCACCACCAUCAGCUGCAAUGCCUAUCUACACACGCCUAGUUGAGGGCAAUGUCAAUGCCUGGGUGGGCGUGGUCACAAGCAUGUCCGCAACGACGUCCUUGUUCAACGAGCACGAGGCCAUGAAGCUCCUGCUGCCAGCGGAUGACGCCGCCGCCGUCAUCAACCGCCUGCACCACAUCGCCGCCCGCCUCAUCACCGGGCCCUGCGUGCACUACUGCACCCUGUCCCUGGGCUUGGCGGCGUUGCGCGCGACCGACGGCGGCCGCAGCUACGGCGCGCCGGCGGAGCUGCUCGCCGCACUGUGGUCGAGCAGCUGUAAUGCGCAGAGCGCAAGCGGCAGCGGCGGCGCAGCGGGGGGCUCUUCUGCAAUGGCUGCAGCAGCAGGAUCUGCGCCCUGGCAUCUUGAUGCCGACCUAGGCGUUGAGCUGCUGGUGCACACGGCCCGGCUGCCGCGAUCAGCGGACGCCCUUGAGAAGGACCGCUGCGCCCAGGUGUCUCCACAGCAGGAUGCGCAAGGCAGGCGGCAGGCUGCGGCCGCGGACAAGCUGCAGCUGCAGAGCACUGCACUGCCGCUGCGUGCGACCCUGGACAUUGGCCUGCGGGUAGGGGACCUGGCGGCGGCAUCCGCUGCGUACCAUGCUGCCCUGCGGCAAGGGUGGUCAGGCUGGGACGCGGACGCGGAGGCGGAGGCAGCGGCGGGGGAUGCGUUCGCGAAGGCGUGGGCGGCCCUGGGCAGCGCAGGCAGCAGCUGCGCUGAGGGGCAGCAGUGGUUGCCGCGUGCCCCGGUGCGCGGCCUGCUGCCAGCGGAGGGACAUGUGGCUACCGGCUGGCAUGCGCUUAUGCUCACAUUUUCGUGCUUGCCGGAUGCUUGCAACUUGGAUAUCCCUUGCAGCCUGGGCGUGGUCACGCGCGCGCCGAUCGCCGCUGCGGCGGCCGACCGGUUGUGGCGGCAGCUGUCGCUGCUGCUGCGUCACGGGCUGGGCGGCGCGACUUUGGACGUGUCGGCGAGGCUGCAGGGCCUGCUGGACCACGGCCUGCGGCAGGUGCACACGUCACUGACGAGCGAGGCCGCCUCCUGGCCGAAGGCCGCCGAGCUGCUGACGGAACCCUCGGGCAGCUCGCAGGCGGCGCGAGGCUCAUCGGGCAACGGCGAGGCGGUGGCCGCCGGGGCCGCGGGCAGCGGUACUACGACUCCAGCGCCCGCGCUGCAGCGGGAGCAGGAGCAGCGGGAGCAGCGCCUGGUGUCGCCGUACUGUGCCGGGCUGCGGGCGGGGCUGCGGGCGGGGGGGCUGCUGCCUGAGCUGGUGGAGAAUGCGUUCCGCCGCGCCGCGCGUGAUGACCCGCACGGCGUCUACAACGGCGUGGCAGACCAGCUCGCUAGCUUUCUGCACGGGCGCCUGGAAGUGCUGGUGUGGCUCCUGGCGACCGCGCCCGCGCGGGAGGCUGCGUCGCUGGUGGCCACGCUAGGCAAAGUCCUGCGCCGUGCAAAUGGAAAAGAGAUGUGCACGAGGCCCGGCAGCAGCACACAUGCAGUUCAGCGGCUGACUCUGGGGGCACUUGCGUGCUGCUAUAGCAUGGCGCGUCACACUGCGGCGGAGGCCACCGCUCAUUGCGCACCGGCGCUGAUGCCGUAUGCUGCGCGGGCAGGCACGGAGGGCCCUUCAGCAGCAGUGGACAUGGCACAGGAGUCAAGCGCGUGCCUGCGCCGGGUGAUGACAUCGGAGCGCAUGGUGGCAGUCACGGCGCUGAUGGUGCGGGAGUGGCUGCCCGCCCUGGCCGAGCACACCCGCCGCAGCACGCGGCAGUUUGCGGCGUGCCCGUGCCCCAGUUCAACGGCUGAGGCGUCGCCCUUCUGCGUGAACGAGAGGUGUUGCUUGGGCUGGGUGACGAUGCUCAUUGAACAUGGCAUCAGGAGCGGCAACGGUGGCGGCGCAAGCUCCUCCGGCGCCGCGGGCGGCGCCAUCCCCAGCAGCACCGGCGCCAUCCCCAGUAGCACCGGCGCCAUCCCCAGCAGCACCGGCGCCAUCCCCAGCAGCACCGGCGCCGGCACCCGAACCAGCACGCCGGAUGGGCAGGAGUGGGACUUAGACCCCGAGGUGCGCCGCUUCGUGCUGCACGACCUGUGCGCGGCGCAGCAGCUGCAGUCCGGGCUGCGCGCCCACAAUGCGGUGCGCCGAGGGGGGGCCGACGCGGCUGCCCGCGCCGCGUCGGCAUGGCUGGUCGCGGAGGCGUGCGUGGCCUACGCCGCGCUCGCGCCCGAGGAGUGGCGGGCGUGGGUGGUGGCGGGCGACUGCGAGGAGCCGUGGGUGGCCUACCUGGAAGCUGUGCGAGAUGACGUCGCGGCCAACGACUUGCCAUCAGGAGUAGGACGCCAGUGCGGCGAACCCUUUAUGAAGCUCGUGGAUUGGGCCAAGGGCAUGGGCAGCGGAGAUGAGGCUGCCUGGGGCGGCCUGGUGGCCGAGAUGCGGGUGGCUGUGUGGGCCGGGCGGGCGCAGUGGGCGCUUGCGCUGCCGGGUGGGCGGGCGGUGCUGCUGCCGCUGAGCGAGGCUGGCAGGGCGCUGCAGCUGCCGCGGCUGUGCUCCAACCCAGCCUGUGUGGUGCUGGAGGGCGACUGCGAGGCGGAGCGGCCGCUCAAGGCGUGUGGCGGCUGCGGCGGCGCGGCAGUGUACUGCUGCCGGGGGUGCCAGGUGGCGCACUGGCGGGCGGGGCACAAGCAGGCGUGCGGCCCGGCGCCCUAGGGCAGGCCGGCAGGGGCGUGUCGGCCAUUGGCCAGGCUGGCUGACGCAUGAGGACACCGCUAGCAGGGUACUCCGGGGGGGAGGCGGGGUAGCAGUCGGUUUGCGUGUCGGAUGUGGUUUUGGCAGUUUGACUUGUUGUGCUGCAGUUGUCACGCGUAGUAGCUCAGCGGUUUCCGGCACCACUCCUAGGACGGUGGUGGUGGCCAGGCGUCACGUGCAGUGGAAAUGGAACGGUGAUGGUGGCUGGCGGCACGUGCAGUACAAAUGCUCGGUGCACCCAGCCUUGUUUAAUCCUCUGCACGUGCGGUCCAAUACGCGAUGGCUGCGCUCGGUGCGCUGGCAAAGGGACGGACAUUGGUGUUUGGCGGCGGAACAGCUGCUGUUGCAAAACUUGGUGUGGCAACGGGUAGAGUCGCCCCUAUCACUGCCGGCCACAACUGCACGCGCGCGCCAAGCCGCCAACGCUGUUAAUGAAAGCCAACC
This is a messenger RNA of Chlamydomonas reinhardtii, 4246 nucleotides long. RefSeq lists its product as uncharacterized. The record is from RefSeq and is a predicted model, not a curated record. Bases 338 to 3763 code for a protein of 1141 amino acids. NCBI's taxonomy places the organism in Eukaryota, Viridiplantae, Chlorophyta, Chlorophyceae, Chlamydomonadales, Chlamydomonadaceae. The transcript is spliced from 3 exons.